GACCAACUCAGAGAGAGAGAGUUCAGUCUGAGCCAGAAAGAAAGAGAGAUAGAGAGAGAGAGACUAACUCACAGAGAGAGAGAGAGAGAGAGUUCAGUUUGAGCCAGAAAAAGAGAGAGAGAAACUCAGGGAGAGGAGGAGGGGGAGAGAGAGAGAGAGAGAGAGAGAGAGAGAGAGGAAGCCUCCCUCGCUCGCUGCAGUAGAUUGAGGAAGCAGCUCCAGUUGAGAAGUUGCUGCACGAGGUGAAGGAGGAAGAGGCUGUGAGCGCGCGCCAUGAGCCCCAGCCUGAGGACCUGAGGAGCUGCCAGCUGCUGAAAACAUCUGGAGGAGGGUCAAGAGACACUGUGGCACUGUGGGAAAGAGAGCGAGAGAGAGUCGGUGUCUCAGACUGGGUGGAUCAGACUGGACUGUUUUUAUCCACACAGCAGAGGAGUGUGUGUGUGUGCUGAGCUGAAUUGGAGCAGUGUGUGUGUGAGUGUGUUAUUGAGCGGCGAUGUCGUGGCUGUCGCCCGUUCAGUGGGCUAAGUGGACGUGGUCGGCUGUUAGGGGAGCGGGUGAGGAAGAGGAUGGAGAGAUGCGCGAGGAAGAGGAGGAUUGUCCGCAAGAGGGAGACGAGGAAGAGGAGAAAUCCCAGAGCUACAGCACGGACUCAGAGGGUCAGUUUGAGACGCCCGAAACGGAGACGCCUGUCCACCACGCACUCACCGACCCAGCAGCACUGGCUCCGCCCACUGGAGAGCCUGCAGGUAUAGAUCUGGACGACGAUGAUCAGGAGAUUCCCGUUACCAAGGAAACCGAGCAGAUCUCCAUCCUGUCUGAACCGGACCCCCAGCAUUACAGCCCGAUCCCAAAGCCUGAAGACCCCCAACCUCUGCCCUCCAUCAUGACCGUAGAGACAGCAGAAGAUCCAACCCACACUCUUUCUUCUCAGCCUGUCUGUAACGGCCACCUUCCAGAACGUUCCCAGACCUCGGUUCCCAAAGCACGACCUCCGUCUCUAAAGAUGAAGUCUCCUCUGAACGCCGUCGACCCCAACGAGGUGGACGACGAGCCUCCACCGCUGCCGAAGGGCAGCUACAGUUUUGACCCGAAUCAGUGCGAUUUGAACUCCAAUCCGUUUGCUAGCGGCAGCUCCAAAAUGCAGAAUUCCCCGGUGCUUCCGAAGGGCACGUACAAUUUUGACCCGGACAACUUUGACUCCUUGGAGUCCUUGGAUCCUUUUAAGUCUUCGUCAAAAGGUUUGGCUUUGAGCAGUGACUCGGCUAAAGCAGAAACUGAUCCCCUCCCUGCAUCUUCCAGCAUCCCAAAAGCACAGCUUCCAGACCCUGAAUCCAAUUCCCAGUCGGAAGCCGGGGAGGAAAACCUAGGAUCCAAGAGAAUUCUGCAACAGAAACAAGGGAAAAGGCCAGGAACUAAAGUUACCCCCAAGAAACAGAGAGCUAAAGCUUUAACGGAUAAGUCAGAAGUAUCAGAGCAGCCCUCCCACCCAGAGUGCGACUCGUCCGCUCCUCUGAACGUGGACGAUAUUCCCAUUUCCAAAAAAUCUUACAAAUUCGACCCCAACCAGUGGGACGACCCCAAUUUUAACCCGUUUGGUGGAACUAGCAAAAUGAGCAACUCCCCGACCCUUUCCAAAGGGGCGUACACUUUUGAUCCGGACAACUUUGAUGACUCUGUGGAUCCUUUCAAACCGAGUAAAGCUUUCGGACCUAGCAAUGACUCUACAAAAGCAGAAACAGAGAUCAGUGUGGAUAUACUCGAUAAACAAACAAACCAAGAGCGCCCUCUAGUGGAGGAGAGGAAGGCACGCCAGUCGCCCAAGAAGAACAAGGACAGAAUCAUCACGACCACUGAGCAAGUUCGGUUUCUCUGCUUGCUCCUGAACACCUGUAAAGUGAAGAAGUAUGAGAACAAGUCAUUAGUGCAGGACGUCUGCAGCCAGGGUGAGGAGGUGCAGGAGGAGCCGGUGAGUCCUCUGGAGCUGCCGGUACAGCACGCCACAGAUGAGGAGAAGUUAGCAUCCACAGGGAUGGUGCAGAAAGAGCCGAACGAGAAGAACACAGACGAUCUACCAGUGGGGGAAACUGAUCAUUUUAGUGAAAAGGAAAUAUGCACUCCUACAGAGGGCCUGUGUAAGUCCCAGGCUCUGAUUGGCUGUGAGAAGAUGGAGAAGGUUUCUCCAAGUCUGGACUCUAUCCCCCUCAGUGAGAUGGACAAAGCAGCUGUACUGACCCUUAUCAGAGAGGAGAUCAUCUCUAAAGAGAUUGAGGCCAACGAGUGGAAGAGGAAGUACGAAGACAGCAGGAUGGAGUUAACAGAAAUGAGGAAAAUCGUGGCUGAAUAUGAGAAGACUGUAGCACAGAUGAUCGAAGAUGAGCAGAGGAAGACUAUGGGCUCCCAGAAGAGUGUCCAGCAGCUGACCCUGGAGAGAGACCAGGCCCUGGCUGACCUCAACUCAGUGGAGCGGUCACUGUCCGACCUCUUCAGGCGCUAUGAGAACAUGAAGACCGUGCUGGAGGGAUUUAAGAAGAAUGAGGAGGUGUUGAAGAAGUGUGCCCAGGAGUAUCUGGCACGGGUUAAACAGGAGGAGCAGCGAUAUCAUACCCUCAAACUGCAUGCAGAGGAGAAACUUGACAAGGCGAAUGAGGAGAUCGCUCAGGUGCGUUCAAGGGCGAAUGCGGAGAGUGUGGCUCUGAACGCAAGUCUGAGGAAAGAGCAGAUGAAGGUGGAGUCUCUGGAGAGAGCACUCGAACAGAAGAAUCAGGAGAUGGAGGAGCUGACAAAGAUUUGUGACGAACUCAUAGCAAAAUUGGGCACAACAGACUGAAACCCAACAAGAAAAACUCUUCAAGCCCCACCCCCAGCUGCUCAAACUGUGCUUUAAUCCAGAUGACACGCCCCAAACCUUCCCACAACAAACACCCUUAGAAAAAUGCAGUUUUCGUUUUGGGGAAAAAUGAUCUGUACACUGAUACAUACAAAUUAUUAUAUUCCUUGCUCUAUUCCAGCUUUGCUAAUGCCGUUAAUCCUAAAGGGGGCGCUAUCAAACUCACUCCUUGUAUUGUAAUAGCAAAAUCGCCCGACUCCAACAGCUCAAACUGCACUUUAAUCAAGCUGACACGCCCCCAAACCUGCCCACAAGACACACCCCAAAACCUACCCACAAAAACAUAUCCUCAAACCUGCCCACAAGACACAAGAAAAAGGAUGUUCCAUUUUGGGAGAAAUUAUCCAUACACUCCUUUUUCCAUCCCUCUAGUCCAGUUUUGCUCAUGCUGCUGCUGAUCCUGAAGGGGGUGCCAUCACACUCACUCCUUUUACUGUAAAUAAGAGACUUGUUUUUUGUUGUAUCGUUGUUUUAGACGUUGUUUUGGACGUUAUUUUACAGGUUCUGUUGUGGGUCGUACUGUAACCCCGUCAUGGUAGACCACAGUAAAUGAGUGGGAACAAAAGUGUGUUUUCAGUGUUUACACACUUUGGGAUUUGAGUUACAGUGGUUGUGUUUAUCGUUAAUAGUCACGGUCUGAUUUUAAUCAUCAAAAUGUGUGAAGUUAUGAAUUGUUACGUUGAGUGAGAUGAUGUAAAGCAACAGGGAGAUCAAAUAGAACCAACUGAAAUACUGUAUUAUGAACAGAUCUUUUUACACAGGUGGAAAAGCUCAAUGUGGGAAGCUAAAUGCUAGUGUAAACAGCAGCUACAACAACAAUGCUCCAUGCUAACUUUUAAACCACUUAACAUCACACUGUUAGUAGCUGGCAAAUGCGCUUUAGGUUGUUUUAAACCUGUUUUUACUUUACAGUACAAUACAGUUUGGCAGGAACGAUUUUGCACAUUUUUAGCAUUUAGCCCAAAUGUAUCGGACAAGCUAAGCCAUGUUAGCCCAGGUUACAUGCUAGUUUUGGGGCUUACACAGGUGGAAGUUCCAGGUGGGCAUGGGAUCUUAUUGGUUUGUAAUUGUGUUGUAACUAGAAUUCAGUUAUUUCCUUAGAUUUACACUGAAGCUACCACACUAAUGUAGUAUUUAUUGUAGAAUAACAUCCUAGAAUAAACUCUGUAAAUUAAAUACAGUAAGAUUUUCUCCACUAGAAUGUCUUAAGCCGCAUUAAAAAACAUAAACCAGUACAACAGAAUAGGUAUUCAAAUAUCUACAUAUCUACAUUUGUAAAUGUUGUGGCAAUACGCUUAUUUUUUAAAAAUUAUAAUUUACUUUAAAUGUGUAAAUCAGCAUUAAACUGGUAGAAUUCUGUCAGAAAAGACAUUUAAUACAUGACAACAAGCAAGAAAAUCAGCUCAAACGAGCACAGUAUGCUAAAGUACACCUUGUUACAAUCAAUAUAUACAUUAAAACACAUUUGAAUGUACAGGCUCAUUUGAGUCUGUAUGGAAUAGCAAUAAUGGAACCACAAAAAAAUAAUACUUACAAGUAAAAAUAACAAUAAAACAUGAGUUUUGUCAUAAAAUGAAGCUUAUCUCCUUUUAAAAAUGUGAUUUUAAUAACUGCGCCUAACAAUUGUGGUAAAAUAAGGUGCAGAUAUGCUAGCUAAGUGCUAACUGAAAACUUAUGGACUAAUUGGUUAGUUACCACCAUGAUGCUAACUAAAUGUCUUAAGUCAUCACACAAUCUUCACAAAGUUUGAGUAAUAUUAUCUAGUCUACAGUGGAUACUAUAAUUAUGAGGCUUCUGACAGAAUAUAUCUGUUAUUAAACUAUAUAAAUAAGCAAAAGUUCUGUAGCAUGGCUAAAAACAUCCAGCUAGCUGUUAGCUGGUGUUAGCUACAUUAGCCUGGUAGCUUCAGUUUCAGGAAAAAAACAAACGGAGGUAAAAACAUGUCUUUGCUGAUCAGUUACUUUUGGGAUAAGGAGAUAAAAAGUGUGUAUAUUUGAUAUUAUUGUCAUUUGUGCCAUUUCUGAGUUACUUUUCCUGCUAAACUGAGUUUUAUCUCUCAGACAAAGCCUUGAAGUUUACUGCCUUUAUUUCACACAGUGUUAAUUCUGAAAUCAUGCUAAAUGCUAAACGACAAUCUGCGCUGCUGAAUUAGCUCUGUGCCUGUUUGCCAAAGUGACCAAGCUGAUCCAGCGUCUGUUAGGAUAUAUCGCCCAUUCUGUAUACGCAGCGGUCCGAACCGCGGAAACUGCCCUGCCGCAGUCAGUGGUAAAGGUGUGUGACGGUCCAGUGUGUAUUUUUAUGAGAGUGAUAUUUCUCUGUUAUUUUCCUCUCAUUGAUGUUUGUAAAGUGGAAGAGAGAGCUGCACAGAAAUCAUGUUUACUAAUAUAUAUUUUGUGCAUAAGGCAUUCGCCAAAAUAAAAGUGAUAAUUAUAGCUUG
Molecule: messenger RNA, 5324 nt
Organism: Astyanax mexicanus (Mexican tetra)
Lineage: Eukaryota; Metazoa; Chordata; Actinopteri; Characiformes; Acestrorhamphidae
Gene: tacc1
Product: transforming, acidic coiled-coil containing protein 1
Exons: 14
Coding region: 494-2827 (777 amino acids)
Biological process (GO): cerebral cortex development; cell population proliferation; mitotic spindle organization
Cellular component (GO): cytoplasm
Source: RefSeq, a predicted model, not a curated record